ACCCUGUCAAUCCGGAUAUUUUUACCGAGUACUCGACUAUCGCUCGACAAAAGCAUCCGAGUAUUUGACUAUGCUAUCCGAGUAAAUUGACAUACCUAAUUAAUAUAUUACAGUGUUUAGGCACUAAUCUGAAAUCUCCACCUUUGUUUUUCGUUUCUACAAAACUGAUGUAUAUAAUUCCCUUUAUUUCUUACUGGAUUUAUUUCAUUCGCUGCGGAGUGAUUUGGGUCAUAAGAUCGGUACUAUAAAAGAAACAAACCAAACCUGCUGAUCCAUUAUAUGAAAAGACGAUCGUUAGUUUCGACAUCGUCUUGAAAGUUGCUCUAGAGAUGUAUACGUUUAAAGUAUAUCUACUCGUAGUUCUUAUUCGAUGUUCCGAAACGUCAUCAUCUUCAGAUUUCGGCAUCUUCAAGGAAGAAUAUCUAAAUCCCAAGAGUGUGGAUCACAGAAAGCUCUCAGGACGGUGGUAUGAGCACAUGGAUACGUUAAAUAACACCCUCCGAGAUGACACCUUCGUAGAUUAUGUGGUUCUUUGCGAUGGAAGAAUUAGAUCAGUUCAGAUCCUUAAUCGUUGGAUUUCGUCUCUGGAAGAGUGUCGGACAACAGCGGUAGCAUUUCAACCCGAAAAGUCAGAUUCACCCGAUGGAUUUAUUAUGCGGAUGUCCACAAAUGAGACCUUAGGAAAGGUUACAAUUAAAUAUCUUGAUCUUCAUCCAACUGAGGGAUUUGUUGUCAUACACCGACACACACAUCAUCUUCCCGACAGUUACCUCAUUUCAACCCGCCGGAGGGAUCCCCGUAACCUCGACGAAGUUAUCAAACAGGCUCUACUGGCUCUUCAUCUGGAUAUUGGGAACUUCUUUGUCAAAUCAAAGGACUUCGGUUGUGAAAGAAGAGAAGAGAAUGGAAUCAAGCUGUAAAUAAUGAAAUAAAGUUAGAACGAGUUUAUGGAAUCGUUAACAUUUCAGUGAAUUCCAUUACAACUUACAACGAUGCAAAAUAUCUUAGGUGAUUUGAAUGUUUGUUCUCGUUUCAAUUUAAUAAAUGAACAAGUAAAUCAAGGGAGUAGAUUCGUGGGGUACAAACUGUUCUUUGUACUAUG
Messenger RNA from Ostrea edulis (European flat oyster), 1102 nucleotides. RefSeq lists its product as uncharacterized. The transcript has 5 exons. The record is from RefSeq and is a predicted model, not a curated record. NCBI's taxonomy places the organism in Eukaryota, Metazoa, Mollusca, Bivalvia, Ostreida, Ostreidae. Bases 330 to 920 code for a protein of 196 amino acids.